AUGCGGCGGAGGGUACCAUAUAGUCAAUGGUGGAGGGUUUGGGGGCUGACGCACGGCCUUACCACCGCCAAUCCCUGGAUCCUGGCGGCCGCGGCUGCGCCCUGCCGCGCCUUCCGCGGCGACCGUCGCCGCCGUCGCGACGGUGAGAGAGGGCGCCGCGACGACCCGGUGGCGGGGAGGACUCUGAGGGCAGACGUUCCAAAGCCACCCCGACGGAGAGACACGCCGAGACGCCCCUGCCAUUGGGAGCCCUUCGGUCUUAACUCGGUUGUAAAUUCGGCUGAAAAGGUGGAGGGCCCGGGGACGCGAGGAGUCAAGGAGUCGGUGAACGACUCGAAGGACGAAGACGGAUCAGACGUCGCCUCGACUUUGAGCGGCCUGCUCGCCGGUCUUCCGACCUUGGCGGGCCCCCAACGCCUCGCCAACUCCCUCAGGCAGAAAUUCGCCAGCAACUCCGAGGGAUGGCGAGACUCGGUGUUGGGGGCCCCGCGUCGUUUAUUGGUGACUCUCGGCAGUCUCUCCAGGGACAGUUCGCCAUGUCCUGCCGCGGAAAUCGUGAUCCUUAAAUUACAAAAAAAAACGUGA
Cyphomyrmex costatus is the source of this 585-nucleotide messenger RNA. RefSeq lists its product as uncharacterized. NCBI's taxonomy places the organism in Eukaryota, Metazoa, Arthropoda, Insecta, Hymenoptera, Formicidae. The record is from RefSeq and is a predicted model, not a curated record. The transcript has 4 exons. The coding region runs from base 1 to 585 and encodes 194 amino acids.